Molecule: messenger RNA, 1436 nt
Organism: Diachasma alloeum
Lineage: Eukaryota; Metazoa; Arthropoda; Insecta; Hymenoptera; Braconidae
Product: lipase 3
Exons: 7
Coding region: 1-1323 (440 amino acids)
Biological process (GO): lipid metabolic process
Molecular function (GO): hydrolase activity, acting on ester bonds
Source: RefSeq, a predicted model, not a curated record
AUGUGUUUCGGUGUUAUCACGAAUAUCAGUAUCGAAACAUUUCAUGUGACGAUGGAACCAGCACUUCCUUUGACGAGAAUCUGGCUAAUUGCUUUGAUAUCAUUUGGAAAUUUGCACGGAUUGGGUGCUACGGAGGCUUCCGUCAAGCGCCCUUCUACGGUUGCUCCUUUGUUAAUGAAUGAUACCUCCAAGUAUCAUGAAGAUGCAUACCUGAAUGCUCGAGAACUUAUAUCGAAAUAUGGAUAUAGAGGCGAAACUCAUAGAGUCACGACUAACGAUGGAUACAUCCUCGAAAUGCACCGAAUAACAGGUCCAAAAUCAAAUCCGAAGCCCGAGGGUAAACCGGUAAUUUUCCUCAUGCACGGGCUGUUGUGUAGCUCAGUUGAUUGGCUCAUCGCUGGACCUCAGAAAGCACUGGCUUUCAUGCUAGCGAAUGCGGGCUACGAUGUGUGGCUAGGAAACUCUCGCGGGAAUACUUUCUCCCGUGGUCACACAAAAUAUUCUUCCCUUGAUAAACAAUAUUGGAUGUUCAGUUGGCAUGAAUUCGGGACCGAGGAUCUUCCCGCAAUGAUCGACUAUAUUAUACAAAAAACGGGCAGGGAAAAAAUAUUCUACGCAGCUCACAGCCAAGGCACUACAGCGUACUUUGUCAUGGCGUCCGAAAAGCCGGAGUACAAUGAUAAAAUCAUUGUAAUGUUCGCUAUGGCGCCAGUUGCCUAUAUUAAGCAUAUGAAGAGUCCGUUUUUUCAGGUUCUCGCUCGGAUAGAUAAACUUGUGUCUGGUGCAAUGGCAGUUCUGGGUCGUUAUGAAUUUAAACCUACAGACGGCUUUAUGAAGGAAGUCGGAACAAUCGCCUGUCAGGAAGAGAUUUGGACUCAAGAAAUAUGUCUGAAUGUGAUAUUCCUUAUCGCUGGAUUUGGGAAUGACCAAAUGAACAGAACAUUACUGCCGGCAAUUUUGGGUCAUACGCCUGCAGGUGCCUCCAGUCGUCAAUUCAUCCACUACAGCCAACUUUUCAAGUCGAAUGAAUUCCGGCAGUAUGACCAUGGAGCGUUAAAAAACUACUGGAUAUACAAGCAGAGAACUCCUCCGGCUUAUGAUCUCUCAAAAGUUACAAUCCCGGUGAUCCUUUCUUAUGGUCUCAAUGAUUGGCUUGCGCAUCCUAAGGAUGUGCAGCAUCUCGCAGAGAAAUUACCGAACGUCUACAUCAAGCUGAGAGUGCCUAAUGUAAAUUUUGGGCAUAUGGAUCAUCUGUGGGGCAUCGAUGCCUCUCGUGCAGUCUAUCCACAACUGAUAGCAAUAAUGAAACGUUUCAGGAGUUGAGAAUAUUAAUUAUAAAUUCGCAGAUUUUCAACGUAAUUCAUGUAACAUUUUACAGAAAAUGAUAAUUUUUUUGAAUCUACUUUUCUUAUGAAUAAAUGACUAAAACUACUCAA